GACUUUAAUUUUUUUUAAAUGACAAGACUGUUGAAAAGUCGAGCGUAGCUGUCCUCCGACGGUUUUCUUGUUAUACAAUACAAUUUGCUUAUCGCAUGGUGCCUCAAUUUUCCCUUGCACUUUACAGCAUAAUCAACAUGGGUGCACACAUUAUUAGACAAAACUGUGCUGAUAUAUAAAAAACCUGUUUUUACUCAACCAGACCAUAGUUAUGGUCCUUGACUUAAUAAAAAAUACACAUGAACUGCUUAAGUUUGUGUUGUGUUGCAUAUGUCUUAAAAUAUUUCACCUAGAGUCAUGAAACCAUGUCGGUGACAGGAAAUCGAGGCACCAGUGUCCUGUGGACGCAGAUCUAGUUUAUUAAAACAUCUUCCUUUGCGAUGAAACGCAAAGUACAGAAACUCGUACAUUAUCUUCUAUACACCAUGGUUUAGGUUUAAAUCUCGGGGUUUCCACAAGAUAUAUUAAUCUCGGUCAAAUACCUUGUUGAAACCCUCAGUUUAAAGCUCGACCAUGUUUAUAUUAUGAUAAUAUAGUCUUUUUCUGUCCUGUAGCUGCUACUAUAUCUUCUUUCUAGGACAGUGCAUAGUAUAUACAAUGCAUUAAAUUUGUUUUUGGUUUGGUUUUGCGUGUUAUCAUUUACAAGUAUAGAUGUUUUAUUUCUACACACUAUCCUUCUGUUAUAUUUGCAUGAAUAUCCGUAGAUUGUGGUAAAGGCAAGGUGUUAGAGACAGUAGUUUCAGUUCUGGUACCAGUUAUAGUCGUCAGCGCUAUAGUGUUGGGAUGCUGGUUUUGCAGACGAAGAAGAAACAAAGGAAACGUAACUAGUACAUAUAGUAAGCUAAAACAAGUUGACAUUCCUCAUGAGAUCACACAUAAUUCAAUGACUAAGGGAUUUCAUCAACCAGCACGUGAUCUUAAUAUUCAUUCUCAAUAUUCUGAUGAUGACUCUAAAAGUAACGGUACGUUUAGAACUACUUCCUCGCAAAAUUAAUGUACCUCAAGUGAAGCUUCUGACAAAGACUUGUUAAGUGAUCGUUCGAACAAAAGUACAGAAAUGCUCAGAGUAAGACUUGAAACACAAAUCGAUAUUACUGAUGAGGACCAGAAAGCAAUCGGUGACAAAGUGCAGAAAUCAAAACAUUAUACCUCACGUGCAACGCCUGAAAACGAUACUCGAAAAAAAUAUUCUAACAACCAUGCAGAGAUGUUGCAAGGGAGACUGAAUUCAAGAGAAAUAAAGGACAUGAAAAAGAAAUCUCAGUAUUCUGAAGCGCAUAGGUCGGAGCUAGGUGACGGAUCUGCUACCUCAAGCGUUGUAAAAGGUGAAACUGUUGAUUUAAGUAUGGAUGCCGCUGGUGUUUUGCCAAGGCACGGAGUUCAACGGGUGUCCUUAUCGACACGCACUUCUAGAGAGAAUAUGAGUGACCCAGGUGAUGCAGAUCUUACCACAAGGACAAAUGUCUGUUCUGAGAUAGAUGAUUUAGGUAGAGGAACUCAACCAGAUGGAAAUUACGUCCCAACAACAACACAAGCAAGCUCAGUAAGGCCACCUACUAGUAGUUCAGCUGCAGAAGUUUCAGUUUGGCUAGAAGUAAAUACUUUUAUGUCUCGUAAUCUGUCAUGGGACAAGUUCAAGAUGGUUUACAGAAGACUGACAUGGAAGACAAAUUCUGAGCUGCAUGAAACAGUUGAACCGGAUAUGGAUAAUGCUCUCAUUGAGGCGCAUAGUAAAUCUCAAGAGGCUGUGUACAAGCUAAUGAUUCACUGGAGACAAGCAACUCCUGAUGCUGCAAUAAUACAUGUAUUUCAGGCCCUUGAGGGUUGUCAACAGAAACUUUUAAGUGAAAAACUCCAAUCAGUUGUAGAGAAAACACGUGCUCCUGUCAACAUAGCUUUUGGUCAAAUCUCUGAUAACGGACAUAAUGUUGUUGCAGCACCUCCACGAGGUGAACUUCCAACUUCGGAUACUUUGCAAUCUGUAAACAUUGAUACAAACGGAAUAGCUGCAACUGGGCACUGUGCAAACAAUUUACGGAUGAUGGAAUUAAAAAUAUGAGUAGACGGCUUUCGUUGAUAAUAAAAUAUAUAGCAGAUAUAUGGGAUGAAAGAAAUUUGUUGUAUCAUCCCUUGCUGUAAAAUGUACAUAUUUGUUGCUGUUAAACAAUUCUUUUCUUGUUGUAUUAAAUCCAAAUAUUUUGUUUUUGACGUUUGGUUUUAAGUUAUAUUGACUGUUUCAUAGGUAGAUUGUUAGCUUUUUAUGGUGGACAAAGAUACUAUAUUCCCAUCGAAAAGGGUGUUUUAAAGGCACGGAAUAGCGCCUGGAUAGAACCAUCGAACUUUAGGCAAGUCAGCUGGGCUUAACUAAUUGAGUAAGACUCGAACUCUAACUGUAAUAGGCAAGUGAUUAAAAGUCAACGAUCGUAAACAUUCUGCCACGGAGGUCCGGAAAUAAAUUAUAUACUAAUCUACAUUUCUGACGCUUACUGGGUAUUUUCAUAGUUUUAUUGUAUACUUACUAAAUUUCAUCCACAUUUUGGGAAACUGUUUCGUUCGUAAUUUACUAAAGGUUCAAUAAAAUCGAAUUGUGCAAAAACAUAAUUUUAUAUAUUUAACGACAUAUACUCGUUUGUAAAAUGUCACAAAAUACACAUAAAAGAAGUGGUUUCAUACAACUUGCAAACAUCAUUUAUAAUUUUUGUACAUCGUAUAGCGGAGUAUAUUUCAAAACCUGUUUUGACUGCUGGAGUGUUUCGAGAUCAGAUAUAAACAAGAUUUUCGGCGGUAAGAAAUCAGUUCUAGCGAUUCACUCUUUGUGGUGACCUCAUUAGAUUUAAAUUCAAUGUUUAACUUAAGAGGAAUGUUAUUGUAACAUGUACUUCGUUACAUAAUAAUUAAUAAUCUCAGUGUUGAGGAAAUGUAGUUUAUCAAGAGUUCUGACAUAUUGUUUAUAAAAGAUCUUUCAAGGAUGAAGCCCAACAUUCAGUGGUAAAACACAUGUGAUGAAGGGGCACAGGUUUCCAAACACUGGUUUCUCCUGGGCGAGUCGACCACGUUUUGGAAAUCUUUUAUGAAUGUCACGUGAACUUGUAAAACAUAUUCGAAGAUUAUUUUUUUAACAUAUACAUAUUAUGUUUGAUUAAUUCGCAUGUAUCUACGGCUUGUCUGCUUAAUAAUAUGUCGUCACCAAAUAAAUAUGUCCC
Molecule: messenger RNA, 3203 nt
Organism: Mercenaria mercenaria
Lineage: Eukaryota; Metazoa; Mollusca; Bivalvia; Venerida; Veneridae
Exons: 5
Coding region: 1058-2059 (333 amino acids)
Source: RefSeq, a predicted model, not a curated record